AUGAGAUUGAGAUCGAUAAUUAAUCAAGUAUUAAGUUUUCGAGGAGGAAGUCCAAAAACAAACGAAACAAUACCGGAUAUAAAACAUUAUAACGCAUUGAGGGAAAUAUACGAGAAAAAUAUGAAGAAAAUUAAAAAUGAAGAUUGGACGGCUUCGUAUACGGAAAAAGUUCAAAGUUUUUAUCCAUCUUGUGACGUUCCGAGGAACACAGAUGAAGAUGUUUGGUUCGAUCCAUAUUCUAUGAAUCUUUUAUUCGAUUUAGUUUAUCCUAAUCCACCGGAAGAUUCGACAAUUAUGAUCGUUUCUGCAAAACUUCGUUUAUAUAAACUUCCGCAGGAAAAUUUUUCACUACCGAAUUCCGAAUCUCCAAAUACUAAAACGAAAAUUGAUAAAAAUCAUGGAAAUUUAGGAGUUUUACCCGGUGAUGAAGACAAACAAAUUCGCGUUUCCGUUUAUUGGUAUACAAGAUCCCUUCGUCGACACAGGGGUAAUCAAAUGCUUUCUGCAUUUUCUCCAAAAUGGGCUGAAUUUAAUAUAAGAGCUGCCGUUAGAACUUGGAAAGAUUCUGGAAGAAAUUUUGGUUUGGUUGUUACCGUCGAAGAUGAAGAUGGAAUUUUACUUCCGGCGGAACAAUAUAUACAAUCAAUGAAUUUAUUUCAAAAUGUACCCAUCGGUCUCCGUCGACAAAUUAAUCACAAUAUAUUAUUUUCACUCGUUCAAAAGAAAAAUCAAACCGGAUUUGAUGAAAAAGAAAUAAAUAAAAAAUUAAAUGGCGAAACAUUUAAAUUAACUCAAACAAAUGUUGAAAAAUAUGAGGACGAUGAGAAAGAAAUGCCCAGAAUAAGACACAAUAGAAAACAAUGGUGA
Messenger RNA from Pediculus humanus corporis (human body louse), 867 nucleotides. RefSeq lists its product as uncharacterized. The record is from RefSeq and is a predicted model, not a curated record. Lineage: Eukaryota; Metazoa; Arthropoda; Insecta; Psocodea; Pediculidae. The transcript is spliced from 5 exons. The coding region runs from base 1 to 867 and encodes 288 amino acids.